Molecule: messenger RNA, 1387 nt
Organism: Manihot esculenta (cassava)
Lineage: Eukaryota; Viridiplantae; Streptophyta; Magnoliopsida; Malpighiales; Euphorbiaceae
Product: protein DEFECTIVE IN MERISTEM SILENCING 3
Exons: 6
Coding region: 67-1134 (355 amino acids)
Source: RefSeq, a predicted model, not a curated record
UAGGGAUUGAAAGACUCGGAAGCAGACAGCGAAAGAGGCGCCUCUGAAUUUCGGCAUUGACAAAGCAUGGCUGGUCCCGGCGGCUUGGAUGAAAUUGAGAUUAUGAAGUUGAAGAAAGAUAUCAAAAGGCAUGAAGACAACCUAACAUUUUUGAAGUCAGAGGAAAACCGUGUAGAUGAAUCUAUACUUCAGUUGCAAGUGAUCUCUGCGAAGUAUCAUUUGAACAGUACAUCUCAGGGAACGAGUAAAAAUGGAGGCUCUCACAAUGAGGAAGAGACAAUGGAACAAAUACUGAAGCAAGAGACAACAGCAGCUGCCAUGUUGUGCCAACUAAAAACUCAUCAUUCAGUUCUGUUGUCAAAUUUGCCAGUGACCAAGGAUGUUCUUGGUGUGGUGGCAACUCUGGCCGGAGUUGAGAAUGAUAAUCUUAAUAGGCUUCUGUCGGAGUUCUUGGGACUGGAGACCAUGCUGGCGCUCGUUUGCAAAACAUUUGAGGGUGUCAAGGCUUUGGAGAAAUAUGAUUGGGAAGGGAAAAUAAUCAACAGUGCGGGUCUCCAUGGCCUUGGAUGUUCCAUGGGAAGAAAAAUUAAUGGCCGGUUUCUUGUCAUUUGCCUUGAAGAUUUAAGGCCAUAUUCUGGUGGUUUCGUGGAUGAUGAUAUUCAAAAAAGGCUUGAUCUUUCAAAGCCAAGGUUAGCAGAUGGGAGUUACCCAUCUGGGUUUGUAGAUUUUGCAGUUAACAUGAUCAAUUUGGAUUAUCGGAAUUUGUUUUGUGUCACUGCGAAAGGAAAUGGGCUUAGAGAGACACUAUUCUAUGCUCUAUUUUCUCACCUUCAAGUAUACAGAACCAGAGAGGAAAUGCUACGUGCCCUCCCAUGCAUAACUGAUGGAGCUGUGUCUUUAGAUGGCGGGAUGAUCAAUAGACACGGUGCCUUUGCCCUUGGAAAUAGGACUGAUGUAGAGGUGAAAUUCCCAGUGAUUUCCAGCAGAAACUUACCAGCAGCAGACGAAGUUAACGUUGAAUAUGCAAUCAAGGUGCUGAAAUUGGAACAACUUAAUAUUUCGGAGGAUAUGAGAAGGGAACAAUCAUUGUUGGAGAAAACAAAAGCUGAAUUGAUAGCCAAGUACAACACAUAAAGUUGCUGCACACUGCAGUCGUGGUCGGAUGGGGGAGUAUAAACAAAAGUUGGUGCACAGACAGCUUCUAGUCUAAAAUACAGAAGCAAUGAAUAGUUGUUUAAUCAGAGAAUUACCUCUGUGUUAUGCAGAUUUGGUUAGCUCAGAGAACCAAAAUUAAACCGAGCUUUGCUUUUAUCCUCCUUUAAACUUUAUGAUUUAGUUCAGUAAUGUCAUUGAAAAAACAGCUUGAGAAAAUAUGUUUUUGUUAUUC